CACAUUGGCACUGGAGUUUAUUUGAGGCGAUACAUGCCUUCUCAUGCGUAUUCGUAACGCUGAAACAACUCGCCUUAUACUUGUGACUCUUUGCUGUUUGGCAAUUCUGUGGCUUGUUCAUUCGCCUGAACGCGUGGCCAAGACCCUUUACCUAUCUGAACCUGAGUCAGCAAACCUGGGUAACUCCGGUUCUUCUGCAGCGCGCGCAAUGGGCAAGGCGGAGGCCAUCAACGAGAUUCAGAAGGCGGUCGCCAGCAACAAGGUGAUCGUGUACAGCAAAACGUACUGCCCCUACUGCGUCAAGGCCAAGAAUGCGCUGAACCAAUUCAUCGCCGGCAAGUACACCGUCGUCGAGCUGGAGAACCGCGCCGACUGCGACGCCAUGCAGGACGCGCUGCUGGACAUCACCGGCGGCCGCUCCGUUCCGCGCGUGUUCAUCAACGGCAAGUUCCUGGGUGGCGGCGACGACACCGCGGCCGCCGCCAGCAACGGCACCCUGGAGAAGCUGCUGCAGGAGGCGGGCGCCUUGUGAGGCGAGGGCGGCGGGGUGGGCAGCAGGUUGUGAGGCGCGUGCAGGGGCGGGUUGGAUGCGCGUGUUGGGUGGGACGCGGGCGCCGGGGAUGAUUUGCUGAGAGUGAGAGGGUGCCAUGCAUGUGUGGCUGCGUUGAGCGGGGGUGAGAGGAAGGGAGAGAUGCAGAAGCUGUAAGAGGCAAAACUGACAAGGGAUAGGGGAGGCAGUGGAAAGACCUGCAAGACCAGAGCCGUAUGGGCGCUGUGAGUGGACGUCACACGUGCUGUGACAAGACUGACACCGCAAGUUGGAGCAGUCCUAAGGAUUCUUGCAUUAGUCUUUGCAUCAAACCUGGCGAGGACUCUGUAAUUCUGUGUGGCGGACGGAGCCGCACACGCUUGGCGUUUCACAGGUGUAAACUGCAAAACGG
Messenger RNA from Chlamydomonas reinhardtii, 941 nucleotides. RefSeq lists its product as uncharacterized. NCBI's taxonomy places the organism in Eukaryota, Viridiplantae, Chlorophyta, Chlorophyceae, Chlamydomonadales, Chlamydomonadaceae. The record is from RefSeq and is a predicted model, not a curated record. Gene Ontology annotation, molecular function: glutathione disulfide oxidoreductase activity. Gene Ontology annotation, biological process: cellular response to oxidative stress. The coding region runs from base 209 to 532 and encodes 107 amino acids. Gene Ontology annotation, cellular component: cytoplasm. The transcript is spliced from 3 exons.